Molecule: messenger RNA, 4230 nt
Organism: Schistocerca piceifrons (Central American locust)
Lineage: Eukaryota; Metazoa; Arthropoda; Insecta; Orthoptera; Acrididae
Gene: Syngr
Product: synaptogyrin
Exons: 5
Coding region: 14-712 (232 amino acids)
Cellular component (GO): neuromuscular junction; synaptic vesicle membrane
Source: RefSeq, a predicted model, not a curated record
UCGGUCAGUAAAGAUGGAGACAGGCGGAGCGUAUGGGGGUGGAAAGGCGGGUGCUCCGUUUGAUCCUAUACAAUUUGUACAGAGGCCGCAAGUUAUUUUGAGAGCAGCAUGUUUGCUGUUCGCAAUAAUUGUAUUUGGAUGUAUUUCGUCUCAAGGCUACAGGUUUGAUCGUGAAACUAAGAAAGAUGUUUGCCUAUAUAAUGAAGAUACCAAUGCCUGCAACUAUGGUGUUGGAAUUGGAGUUAUAGCAUUUCUUGCUUCAAUCGGUUUUCUUGUCGGAGAAUUCAUGUUUGAGCAAAUGUCUUCAGUCAAGACUCGAAAGCACUAUGUGCUUGCUGAUUUGGGAUUUUCAGGUUUAUGGACAUUUUUGUAUUUUGUCGGCUUUUGUUACUUAACAAAUCAGUGGAGCCAGUCAAGCACGCCGCAAGGAGGAAUUGGAGUCAAUGACGUUCAAGCUGCCAUUGCCUUCUCCUUCUUUUCUAUUUUUACUUGGGCAGGCUGUGCGUGGUUUGCUUACCAGCGAUUCCGCCAGGGAAGUGAUGCUGCAUUCAAUCCCAGUUAUGAAGCUGAUCCAGGCUCUGUUCCUGGAGGUGCUCCAUAUUCCUCAUAUCCUGUCAGUCAGGAUGUUGAUGGGGCUUACCAGGAUCCACCAUUUUCGGCUAAUCAGACAAGGGGUGCAAUAGGAACAGACUACCAAGCACCGGCCUAUUGAAGCUCAUUGACUUUGGUGUACUCGUGUGUCUUAGAAAGAAAAGUAAAUUGUUGCUGUGCAGUUUUUGUUGGACCUUUUUGUUACGUUCUGCAGACAUUUAGAGCAUUAUAGCUUCAAAUCAUUUUAAAAAACCCAUUGGGUUGUUGUGAUAUCUAAAUGUUCUAGCAUAAUGUAGAUGUUUUAAUCAUAACUAAUAUCUUUAUGAUUGGAGGUCAAUAAACUGUUAUUGUUCUGACAGUUACAGUUGAAGGUUAGGGUAGCUGGUUGACAUAAAUUGUGGUAUAGAUAUGCAGUGAAAUGCUAAAAGUACGAGCAGUUGCUUACGUUAAGUUUCUUAGAGGACAGUGGUGUGAACCUUGAUUAGUGUUUGUUUUCAGAGUUACUACCUGACCUCAUAUAGAUCGUUGUUUACAAUGUUUUGCUGCAGCUCUCGUAUUGAAGUUUUGCCUCAUGAGUUAUGAAGAUGCCAUGCCAUGGUUCCAUACGCAUCAUUCUCAUUGUAGUUUCUUAGCUUUUGCCAUCCUUAGCUUUGAAUGUUAUUACAAAAUAUUUUAAGUCCUUAUUUAAUCUCUUUAGUUUCUUAACACAAUAGUAAUAAGUACUAAAUGAAAGCUUAGGUCAUUAUCUUAAACAUAUGAAUAAAUUAUCAAAUUUCUCGUUAUGCAGGAGACGAUUACAAAACUGCGUUUGACCGUAUUAUCGAAAAGGCUAAACAGUUAAUAGACUUAAUACGUGGCCUCUUUGUAAACAAAUGCCAUUGUAAAUGGUCACUGCUGAAGUUCAUGCAAGCAUUCCCGUUAAGACUAUUAGUGAGAAUGCUGUUGGAACAUUCUGAGUACAUAUGUUAAUAUCCUGCCUUUAUUUUAAAAAUUAAUAAUCAAAUUAAGAGAAAUUGCAAUAGGUAAAAAAAUUCUGAGUGUGUUCUCACUUUCGGAAACAAUUAUUGCAUGCUUGCCACUGUAGUACACACAGAAUGCAUGAAUAUAUAUAUUGUCCACUGUGUACUGUGUUGUUCGUGCUUCAUGGUUGGUAUGAUAUCCUGUAGAACCUCUCUAGUCAGUGACAAUUAGAUCUGGAGAUGAGAAGUUCAUUGCAUUGUUUACAUAAAUUGUUUUAUUUAUUUUUAGAGUUAAUAAACUUAUGUAAUCAAGCCAUCGUCUGUAAAAGUGUAAGUGAAAGGUAUGGCGUUCAAAAUUAGGUUGAGUGCAAGGCAAUGACAUGGGCAUGAAAUGCAAUAAUUUCUUGUACCAAUUUCUGCACUGCAUGUUUGUAGUUAUCUGCAUUUGUUGAAGACUGCCAUUGUUGAAUCCUGUACAAAGUAGGAUACCAUCAUAUUUAAUUUACAAAAGACAUAAGUGAUAAUUCUCUUAAGAGCUAUUUUUACUGGAUAAUGUAAGCUGCAAUUAUCAUAAGUGACAUACAUGUUGAUCUCCAAAAAUUCUGAAAUCAUUGUUGUAUAAUGAAAUGCUUAUAUGUAAAUAUUAUUUUUUAAUGUUAAUGAUCUUUAUUAUGACAUCUAUUAAAUGAAUAAAUUUGAGAGGUAAUCAGUUUGCAUAAAAAGUAGUGUGAAGUUUGUUUCACGUAUUACUUAUCAUUAUUACCUUUCAUAAUUUUGUAUUACGGCGUGGUGACAACGAAGAAUUUUGUGAGCUAGUUCAGUGAAAUUCAUGAAUUAAACUGAAAUUUUCCUUAUGGUUCACAUGCCGAUUAUUUCAACGUAGAGGUGCAAAUGUACUUCGCUUAAAGUAUGUAAUAGUGUUUAAGAUUUUUUUCUGCUGUUCACUUAAUUAUCUACGGUCCCAUUCAAAUAACACAAUUGUUUCACUAGAGCUUCCAGGGAACAGAUGUAGAAGUGCUUUGAGUCCAUGUGUAACAGCACAUGUUCAAGAAUAAUAAAGAUUUCACUAACACUUGCAAAGUACAAAACAUUUCAUAUAUAUACAUAUAUAGAUAUAAAUAUAUAUGUGUGUAAUAUAUAAUAUAUUGCUGACCAAAGAACCAUAGGCUAAUCCUUAGUUAAGUGUAUUGAGCUCUAUCUAGAUAUGGAACUUUCAUGUUAACUGUGCUGCAUGGGUACAUUCUCGGUAACUGUUCUAGCAAGGUUGCAGAUUUGUUUAAUGUGCUUUGCAGUGUGUGCCUUAUUUGAGGUGUGAGAUGUAAGAAGGCUGCAGCAAAAGUUGGUGGUAUUGAGUUUUGACAAUUAGUUGACCUAUUCAGCAGUUACAAUUUUUUAUGAUUUGAAACCUUUUCUCCUCUUUGCAGGCAAUCUUUAGACAGCCAAUUGUGUGUGUAUGUAUGAGUAGUGUAGAAGUGACUUUCAUACAGUGGCUAUAGUUCUGACAGGCAAGUUUUUCUUCCCUGAGAUGGUGCAUCUUAACACACUGAAUGUCUGUAGUACUUAAACUGUGCUCUGCAAAAUUAUUUUGCACAUUUCUUUUAUCUAGUCUGAGAGAGCUUUAGUGAAAAUGAAGUAGGUUAAUGUAUCCAUAGAAAAUAUACGGUCAUAUUUCUGCGUAGAAUGUAGGUCCUCAAUUUGUACAAUGUUUGUGGACCUUUGGGUAGUAAAUAAAAUACAAAGACCAGGCUAUGUCGCCAAGACUAAAAGUUUGCUUAAUUAUGGGUUUUGUAAUGUCGUUGUUAACGCAUUGUUGAAAUAAUUAGACAGUUGUUAAUGGUUAAUCCCCUCUUAAUUUAAUAAAAUAUUUACCCAGAAAUAAAACUGUAGAAAUGAAUUUAAUGCAGUUUACACAAUACGUGAUAUCCUCAACCUGGUGGCCUAUUCCAAAAAUAAAUUGCUUAAUAUUUUUAAUUUUUCUUGGUUUGUAAGCAAACCAUGAGGUUAUCUGUACAUUCAUUGGAAAGAGUUUCAUGUGAUUUAUUUUAGUUUUUUUUAUGAAGUUUACAGUUUUAUUGAAUUUAGAUAGUGUGUAUGUGUAUGUAUGUACAUAUUUUCAAAAAGAAUAUGAAGUACUUAAAUGGUUAUAGGAUAGGGACAAACUGUCUGACUGUUCAGUUAACUGUAGUUUAAACUCGUAAGCAAUAAAAUUGUAUAAUAUUCAUGGUCCUCAUUUAGACUCAUACAGCUCUGUUCCUAUAAGGUGUGAAUGUUCAAGAUGCCUCCUUGUUGUAUUACUCCUCCCCCAUUCCAGACUGACGUUAUAAACCAUAAGAUUCUUGAUUAUGUAUUACUCCACCCCUGUAAACCCAUAAUGCUUCCUUUAAGAGGUUGCAGGAUAACAGAGCACAAUAUGGUUUCAUAACUGGAUAAUUAAUGUGUAAAGAUGUAAUAAAAUUGUGGAUUUUCGUGCAGUUUGUCUGUAAAGAAAGGAAUUUCUUUGAAAGCUAAUCUUUAUGACGGCAGAUUAUAACUCUUAUCUUAGUCAGUUUCAUAAAUAUUAAUUACUAAAUUUGAUGUUUGUGUGUAAUGUCCUAAAUGUUUUGUUUACUAAGGAAUGUAUCUUUGUGAUUGUUACUCAGUUGUGGUUGUUCAUAAUAAAAUCUGUGCAGAAAAUACUAAA